ACAACUCCAGCCAUAUAAACAAAACCCGUUACAUUUGUACUGUUGUUAUUUUUUGUUCGUUUCCUGGAUUCUCCAAGUCAGUUGGAGUUCUACCCAGCCAGGCGCGCAGGAGAGAGAUGGCACACAGCGAGAACCAACAGUCGUCCUUUUCUGAUAUAAUAGAAUUAAACGUCGGCGGACAAGUGUAUGUAACUCGACAUGCAACUUUAGUCUCCGUCCCAAACUCUCUCCUGUGGACUAUGUUCAGACAGAAGAGCCCUACAGAACUACCGAAAGAUCGCAAAGGACGAUACUUCUUUGACCGGGAUGGAUUUCUGUUCAGGUAUAUUCUGGAUUAUCUGCGGGAAAGGGACAUCGUCCUACCGGACUUCUUUAAAGAGAGAGGUCGGUUACAGAAGGAGGCAGAGUUCUUCCAGCUGCAUGAGCUCACACAGCGUCUCAGACGGACAGUGGGUAAAGACGUCUCUCUCGGGGACGAGCUGGGCGCCCAUGGGGACCCGGAAGAGGCUUCGCUUGCGUGCGCUCUGAGUAGUAGCAGCAUCACCGCGACGGCCGUGAGCAGCCCGACACCGAGCCUUCCCUCCCCGUUCCAGAAGCAUGGCUUUAUUACCAUUGGUUACCGGGGUUCCUACACCAUCGGGAGGGAUAUUCAAACGGACGCCAAGUUCAGACGAGUGGCCAGAAUAACGGUUUGCGGAAAGACGUCCCUGGCCAAAGAAGUUUUCGGAGAGACUCUGAACGAGAGCAGAGACCCGGACAAACCACCUGAGAGGUACACCUCCCGGUAUUAUCUGAAGUAUAAUUUUCUCGAGCAGGCGUUCGACAGGCUCGCGGAGGUCGGUUUCCACAUGGUGGCUUGCAGCUCCACGGGGACGUGCGCGUACGCGAGCAGCGACCCGAACGAGGACAAAAUCUGGACCAGCUACACCGAAUACGUGUUCUCCCGGGACUGACCAACCCGUUCCGUUACCCGGCCGUUAGGUAGCCUUACUACCCGACGGUACUGGGACAGUGACGUCAUGUGACGCUCACCUGUAAGGUAGAGAGACUACCUGCGGAAAUGUGAAAACUCCUAUCUUCUUUAUAUUGUCCCAUGUGAUUGUGGGAAAGGUUAAAGGUUACUGAGGAUUAUUCUGAAAGUAUGGACGUAUUGGUUGUUGUUUUGCCGAGGCCUAUAUAAGUCUAACGGAGGUAUAUUUCAUGUUGCAGACCAGUCUAUAUUAUACAGUUAUACGACUGUUGUGACAGGAGAAAGCUGUUCUCAAUGUUUUUCUACUAACAUGCCAACACACACACACUACAAACAUUUACACACACACCGCAAAAACAUUUACACACACACCGCAAAAACACUUACACACACACACCGCAAAAACAUUUACACACACACACCACACAAACAUUUACACACACACACACACCACACAAACAUUUACACACACACACCACACAAACAUUUACACACACGCACACACCACACAAACAUUUACACACACGCACACACCACACAAACAUUUACACACACACACACACGACACACAAACAUUUACACACACACACACCACACACAAACAUUUACACACACACACACCACACAAACAUUUACACACACACACCACACAAACAUUUACACACACACACACACACCACACAAACAUUUACACACACACCACACAAACAUUUACACACACACCACACAAACAUUUACACAGAACAAGCACAAGGUAAGGCGUGUGAGGGUUGACAUGCUGUUGAACCUAACUCUCUCUGGGCUGUUGAACCUAACUCCCUUUUGGCUUUGUCUUGGGUUGACAUGCUGUUGAACCUAACUCCCUCUUGGCUUUGUCUUGGGUUGACAGGCCUCUACUGGAUAAGUUGCGUUAUUUGUGUUUCAACAUCUAAAGCUGUAUUUUCAAUUUUAAAAUAAAUCAUAUCAAAGUAA
Molecule: messenger RNA, 1942 nt
Organism: Salmo salar (Atlantic salmon)
Lineage: Eukaryota; Metazoa; Chordata; Actinopteri; Salmoniformes; Salmonidae
Product: BTB/POZ domain-containing protein KCTD12
Biological process (GO): regulation of G protein-coupled receptor signaling pathway; protein homooligomerization
Cellular component (GO): presynaptic membrane; signaling receptor complex; postsynaptic membrane
Molecular function (GO): protein binding
Source: RefSeq, a predicted model, not a curated record